Hirsutella rhossiliensis is the source of this 369-nucleotide messenger RNA. Its product is annotated as ribosomal protein. The record is from RefSeq and is a predicted model, not a curated record. NCBI's taxonomy places the organism in Eukaryota, Fungi, Ascomycota, Sordariomycetes, Hypocreales, Ophiocordycipitaceae. The transcript has 3 exons. Bases 1 to 369 code for a protein of 122 amino acids. Gene Ontology annotation, biological process: 2-oxoglutarate metabolic process.
AUGUUUGCAACCAGAGCUCUCCGGCAGGCCGCUGCGCACGCUGAGCGCACCCCCAUGAUCAAAUUUCUCGGCCCCCGCUCCAUUCCUUCUUCGGUCGAUCACUCCCCCAGGCCUCACCCGGCCUCGCCCUCGGGCAAGCUUCCCGACUCCUACCGUGACCACGCACAGCAGCACGGCCCCCUUCAGAAGACGAUUCGCAGCCUCGACGCUGGCAUUGGCGGCUCCUCGGGCUCCCAGCUCGGCCCCGUCGAGCCCCCAAAGGGAGUUUAUUUCGACAUCUCCGACCUGCCCUCCCGCUUCCGUCGCACCCCCGUCGAGCUGGCCGAAAUCGAGGCCAUUGAGUCGGGCGGCGCCGCCCUGUUUGGUUAA